This is a messenger RNA of Gigantopelta aegis, 1742 nucleotides long. Its product is annotated as alpha-2A adrenergic receptor-like. The record is from RefSeq and is a predicted model, not a curated record. Gene Ontology annotation, biological process: adenylate cyclase-activating adrenergic receptor signaling pathway. Gene Ontology annotation, molecular function: G protein-coupled amine receptor activity. Gene Ontology annotation, cellular component: membrane. Lineage: Eukaryota; Metazoa; Mollusca; Gastropoda; Neomphalida; Peltospiridae. The transcript has a single exon. The coding region runs from base 1 to 1674 and encodes 557 amino acids.
AUGGCCACACUCAGCGUCAUACCAGUGGCUGAAAACGAAUUCACCUAUUACAACAGGACAUUCGAUUGGCUAGCAGGGACAACUCGAAGCAGCCAUAUCGACAUAUAUGUGAAUUUGUCUACGGAACCCCCUGAGGGCAACUGGACAGUUUUCCCGGCUGGUUAUCCAAGUGGCUACACAUGGCCACAUAUUAUAUGUGCCUCUGUUUCUGUAACCAUCGUAAUAUUGAUGAUUCUCAUCGGCAAUUUUCUUGUCAUAUGGGCUAUCUACUUCGACAGGAAUCUGAAAGCUACGCAGAACUUAUUCAUCGCUUCUCUUGCACUGGCCGACUUUCUUCUUGGUCUUGUGGUCAUACCGUUUUCAUUGGCAAAUGAGAUUAUGGGGUACUGGCACUUCGGGACCAUAUGGUGCGAGUUGUGGAAGGCUGCUGACGUCUUACUAUGCACUGCUUCGAUCUCCAGCCUGUGUUUGAUUAGCCUGGAUAGGUAUUGGUCAAUAACCCGAGCGAUGACCUAUUCCAGCCAGAGGACGCCCAAACGCGCCGCCAUUAUGAUCGCAGUUAUAUGGAUCGUCUCAGCAGCCGUGUGUAUCCCACCUCUGAUUGGCUGGAAGCAACCAGAGCGCGCUUCUGAGUGGCCAAUCUGCUCUCUUAGUGAAGAUAUAGGUUACGCGUUGUAUUCCGCGAUUGGCUCGUUUUUCAUACCGGCCAUUAUUAUGGUCUUUGUAUACUAUAAGAUAUAUCAGGCAGCAAAGGAACGUGCAAGGAAAAGUGUCGCUAAAAAGCCAACAGCGACGUCUGGCGGAAAAGAACAAAAACAUUCAAACGAAUCUAGUCUAACCGAUCCCCCAGCAGUAGAAACCAGCAAAAAUCAACAGGGGAAAGAAAACCAAACCAAACAUACCCUACCAGCUCAUGUUACCAGUUCGGACUGUGAAAGUAAUCCAACGCAGACAGCCGAGAUGACAACGGUGUCACAGUCCGUACACAACGACGAAAUGACCAAACUUAUAUCAACGGAUUCCGAUUCUUGUGAUGUUUCAUUAAAAACGUUCAACAGGGGAGACAAUCCUUACCGGCUAAACACGGUGAUAGUUCUUACUAGUGACACCGAGUCGUCAUCAGAACAGCAGAACCGGAGUCUGCUGGGCUCUGGUGGGAAAGAUCGGGAUAUAAACACGACCGAUCCAGACAAUGGGGAAAUCCACCAGUUCAUGAUCGUGGAGUCAAAACAGAAUGGUUCCCUAAGUGUAGUUCAUCCUGGAAAGGAAAAACGAAACACUCCGUUUCUUAGUAACAUAACUCGUCAUCUGUUUAAUGCCAACAGACAAAAGAAGAAGCCCAAAAAACAUGACGAGGAUAAAAUAGCCAGCAUAGACCAGUACGGCACCGAGAAACAUAAGCGUAAGCUCGCCAAGGCCAGGGAGCGGAGAGCCACGGUGGUGCUCGGUCUAGUCAUGGCGGCGUUCAUUCUGUGCUGGCUGCCAUUCUUCACACUGUACGUGGCCUCUGCGUUCUGUAGUGGUUGCAUUCACGAGAUGGUGUUCACGGUAUUCUUCUGGAUCGGCUACGCAAACUCUGCCCUUAACCCAAUCAUAUACACUGUUUUCAACAGGGACUUUAGACGAGCCUUUGGCAAAAUUAUAUUUGGUAAAAAGUGGGCAAGAGGGAGGUAGCACUCGAGUUCAAAGUAAUUAUUAAUUCAUUAAUCAUUAUACUAAUCAGCAUGUUAAAAGUUAUAUAC